CCAGCUGGCCUGGCACACCAGUGCCUGCACAAGUUCGGGUCUGUUGUUUCGCACGGUUUGUGUGCCUUUUUUUCCCUUUAUGCAAUCUCUUUCAGCUUUAGCAGCAGAAAUACAUCAGAUGGAAAAGAUAUGCCAGAGGGCAGCUUGGAAAAGAUGAAUGUCAUAUAUACAUAUAUAUGUAUGUGCGUGUGUUUAAAUUUCUGCAACUGAACUUUUGAAGAAAAUCUGACUGGAGGAAAUCUUAAAAGCCUUAAGUUACUUGAAACCUACACAUUUGCAACUCUUUGUCUCUGGAAUUGCAUUACGCUAAACUGGAAUCUCAGGCUGUAUAAAGAUUAUAUCAAGUUGAGCAAAAAGAUGACUUAACCAUUUCUUGAGCGCCUCUUAUGAAGUAGCUGUUUCUCCAAAGGAUAAGUGCACCCUCACUCUACAGACUCAGAAACAAAAAUGAACCUGAAUUUUUUUUUAAGUGUUACUUUUUCUUAGGCAACUGCCAUCAUCUUUUAUAGAGGAAUUUUUCACUAUGCAUUUGGUGGAUAUUUAUAAACACUGACCCCAUCCUCCUCCCUUUCAAUGAUCUAUCCCAGGUCAGUCUUAUCAAUAAAAAAAAAAAUUGAUUUAAAUUUUGUGCACUAGACAUAUUACUUUCUUAUGUCAAAAAAUAAAAUAUUUAAAAAGCAUGUAUGCAGCAGUGGAACAUGGGCCUGUUCUUUGCAGCGAUUCCAACAUCCUCUGCCUCUCCUGGAAAGGGAGAGUCCCCAAAAGUGAGAAGGAGAAACCGGUGUGCAGGAGGCGGUACUAUGAGGAAGGCUGGUUGGCAACAGGCAAUGGCAGAGGAGUUGUAGGCGUCACUUUUACUUCCAGCCAUUGCAGGAGGGACCGGAACACCCCUCAGAGAAUCAACUUCAAUUUGAGGGGCCACAACAGCGAGGUUGUGCUGGUGAGAUGGAACGAACCAUUCCAGAAAUUAGCAACCUGCGAUGCAGAUGGAGGAAUAUUUGUUUGGAUACAAUACGAAGGCAGAUGGUCUGUGGAGCUUGUGAAUGAUCGGGGGGCACAGGUAAGCGACUUUACAUGGAGCCAUGAUGGGACUCAAGCACUUAUCUCCUAUAGAGAUGGAUUUGUGCUGGUCGGUUCAGUCAGCGGACAAAGACACUGGUCUUCAGAAAUAAACUUGGAGAGUCAGAUCACCUGUGGCAUAUGGACUCCAGAUGACCAACAGGUACUCUUUGGCACUGCUGAUGGACAGGUUAUUGUCAUGGACUGCCAUGGCCGAAUGCUGGCCCACGUGCUCCUUCACGAGUCAGAUGGCAUCCUCAGCAUGUCCUGGAACUACCCCAGCUUCCUGGUGGAGGACAGCAGCGAGAGCGACACGGACUCCGACGACUAUUCCCCACCGCAAGAUGGGCCAGCUGCGUAUCCUGUCCCGGUGCAGAACACCAAGCCACUACUUACUGUCAGCUUCACAUCGGGAGACAUCAGUUUAAUGAACAAUUAUGACGACUUGUCUCCUACUAUCAUCCGCUCAGGGUUGAAAGAUGUGGUGGUACAGUGGUGUACACAAGGGGACCUACUUGCAGUAGCAGGCAUGGAGAAGCAAAGCCAGCUAGUUGACCUUGGCAAUGGUUCCCUGUUGAAAAGCGCACUUGUCAAGUUCUACAAUGUGCGCGGGGAACAUAUCUACACUCUGGAGACACCUGUGCAGCGUCCCAUCAUCUCGAUCUGUUGGGGUCACAGGGAUUCGCGCCUGCUGAUGGCUUCCGGACCUGCAUUAUACGUCGUCAGAGUCGAGCACAGGGUCUCCAGUCUGCAGCUGCUGUGCCAGCAGACCAUCGCUAGCUGUCUGCGGGAUGACAAGGAUAUCAGCAAACUGACCCUGCCCCCUCGGCUCUGCUCGUACCUCACCACUGCCUUUAUACCAACAAUCAAGCCUCCUAUCCCAGACCCAAACAAUAUGAGAGAUUUUGUCAGCUACCCAACAGCUGGUAAUGAACGGCUUCACUGCACGAUGAAGCGGACAGAAGAUGACCCAGAGGUCGGUGGUCCAUGUUAUACUCUGUACCUGGAGUACCUUGGGGGACUGGUGCCUAUCCUGAAAGGGCGUCGUAUCAGCAAGUUGCGGCCAGAGUUUGUCAUCAUGGAUCCUAAAACAGAUGGAAAAGCAGAUGAAAUCUAUGGAAACAGCUUGAUUUCCACUGUGAUUGACAGCUGCAACUGCUCGGACUCCAGCGACAUCGAACUGAGUGAUGACUGGGCAGCAAAGAAAUCUCCCAAAAUUAGUCGAGCUAGCAAAUCACCCAAACUCCCCAGAAUCAAUAUAGAAGCUCGCAAAUCUCCAAAGAUGUCACGAGCUGCGCAGGAGAUAUCAAGAUCACCAAGGUUACCAAUAAGGAAACCUUCUAUCGGUUCUCCAAGCCUAACCCGAAGAGAGUUUCCUUUAGAAGAUAUUACUCAGCACAACUACCUUGCUCAGGUCACAUCUAAUAUCUGGGGAACGAAAUUUAAAAUUGUGGGUUUGGCUGCUUUCCUACCAACUAACCUUGGUGCAGUAAUAAAUAAAACCAGUUUGCUGCACCUUCAGCCCAGACAGAUGACAAUAUAUCUCCCAGAAGUGCGGAAGAUUUCAAUGGACUACAUUAACCUGCCUGUCUUUAAUCCAAAUGUUUUCAGCGAAGACGAAGAUGAUUUACCAGGUACCGGCGCCCCCGGUGCCCCCGCCAGCAGCCCGCCGUGCACCGUCAACAUCCCCAUCGCCCCCAUCCACAGCUCGGCCCAGGCCAUGUCACCCACGCAGAGCAUUGGCCUGGUCCAGUCGCUGCUGGCCAAUCAGAACGUGCAGCUGGACGUGCUGGCCAAUCCACCGGCAGAAGCGGGGGCGGGGCACUACCAGACGCCUCUGGGGUAUGAGCGGAUAACGACCUUCGACAGCAGUGGGAACGUGGAGGAGGUGUGCCGGCCUCGCACCAGGAUGCUCUGUGCCCAGAGCACCUACACCCUUCCAGGGCCCGGCAGCUCUGCCACCUUGCGCAUCACUGCCGCUGAGAAGAAGAUGCAGCAACCCUGCACCAGUGCCACCCUGAACCGACUCACGGUCCCGCGUUACUCCAUCCCAACUGGGGACCCGCCGCCCUACCCCGACAUCGCCAGCCAGCUGUCCCAGGACAGAAGCAUCGCACAGAGGCUGGACAGCAGUAUCAUUCAUGCAACUCUGCGGAGGAACAGCAGAGAGGCAGCCCUGAAAAUGGCUCAGCUGGUGGACGGUCGGAGAGCCACCUUGCAACUUCCCCCGAAGGCCAAGAGCAGCGUUGUGACGGCGCAGUACCAGCAGAGAGUACCCACCGCCUUGUACACCUGCAGCCAAUGCAGCAGCGGUGGCAGCAACGUGAGCACUGGUGGUGUGGGCAACAUCACUAGUGCCAACGCUAGUAGCAGCACUUCCAGUAUUGGUGGCAUGAGACCUGAUCUGAGCACGGGGAGUGGCUCCCAGCACAGCUCUGUCAUUGCUCACUCUGUCAGUACUUCGCCUCUGGCCUCCCAGUCCUCCUACAGCUUGCUGAGCCCGCCUGACAAUUCCCGUGACCGAGCGGAUUAUAUCAACUCUGCCUUCACGGAGGAUGAGGCCCUUUCUCAGCACUGCCCAGUGGAGAAAUCAAUACGGCACGUACCCGUUUCCUUGACGGAGGCUGCCCUCGGUGUAAAACGGCCACCACCAUACCAGUGGGACCCUAUGGUGAAUGAAGAGAUAUGGGUUCCUCAGGAAAGGACAUCUCAGAGCUCAGUGCCCAACCCUCUAAAACCUACUCCUCUCAUCAUCGGUCAAGCUCAACAUCUGGAUAUGUCUCGAGUGCCGUUUGUUUCCCCCAAGUCUCCAACCAGUCCCACUGCCACUUUCCAGACGAGUUAUGGGGUUGGAGUACCUUACCCAGGAAGCUACAAUGCCCCUCCCCUUCAGGGAAUGCAGCCCCCCUGUUCCCCCAAAGAAGCUCUGGCCCCAACACAGUUUGCACAGCAGGAGCCCACAGUCGUGCUUCAGCCAGGUUAUCCAUCCAACCUCUCCUAUUGCCCUUUGCCACCCAUGUACCCGGGAAGUAGCGCCUGCUCUAGUUUACAGCUGCCACCAAUCGCCUUGCACCCAUGGAGCUCCUACAGCGCCUGCCCACCCGUACAGAACCCCCAGGGCACGUUGCCCCCCAAGCCGCUCCUCGUGGUGGAGAAGCCGGUGAUGUCUCCCCCGCCGGCAGAGCUGCAGGGCCACGUGGGCACAGAGGUAAUGGUGGAGACAGCAGACACCUUCCAGGAAGUGCUCUCCUUGACAGAAAGCCCCGUUCCUCAAAGGACAGACAAAUUUGGCAAGAAGAGCCGGAAGCGCCUGGACAGUCGAGCUGAGGAAGGAAAUGUGCAGGCUAUCACCGAGGGCAAGGUCAAAAAGGAGGCGAGGACGCUGACCGACUUCAAUUCGCUAAUAUCCAGCCCUCGGCUGGGGAGGGAGAAGAAGAAAGUCAAGAGCCAGAAAGACCAGCUGAAGUCCAAGAAGCUAAACAAGACAAACGAGUUUCAGGACAGUUCAGAGAGCGAGCCAGAGCUUUUUAUCAGUGGGGAUGAACUGAUGAACCAGAGCCAGGGCAGCAAAAAGGGUUGGAAAACCAAAAGGAGUUUGAGGACAGCCAGUGAGCUGGACGAAUUCAAGUGCCGGAAGGCCAGCGAGAAGGAGGAUGGGAGGCUGGGGAGCCAGGGCUUUGUGUAUGUGAUGGCCAACAAGCAGCCACUGUGGAACGAGGCGACGCAAGUCUACCAGCUGGACUUCGGAGGGCGGGUGACCCAGGAGUCGGCAAAAAACUUCCAGAUAGAGCUGGAAGGACGACAGGUGAUGCAGUUUGGAAGGAUUGAUGGCAAUGCUUACAUUUUGGACUUUCAGUAUCCAUUUUCUGCAGUGCAAGCCUUUGCUGUUGCUCUGGCUAAUGUGACUCAACGCCUCAAAUGAACAAGCAGAGACUGGAGAGCGGAAAAUGUUAAACUUCUCAUAAAGUCCAAACCGGAAAAUGUCAGGGCAGCCUGCUUUAGGUGUGCAGAGGCGCCUGGGAGCGAAGAAGGCAGUAAAACUGGAAAAGUCUCUUGGUGCCCACAGAGGGGCAUUAACUCUAAUCAGUCAUGGGGUGGAGGGUGGGGGGCUGUUUUCAGUUUUGUUUGUUUGUUCGUUUGUUUGUUUUCAGGUGUUUUUUUUCUUUUUAAGCAUUGUGCUGGGUCUCAGAAAGAGCGAAGGGUUGAGAGCCAUUUAGUGUUACGUGGAGAGUGUGGCUUUUGGCUUGUUGUGGUGGUUCUGCCGUGUUUGCUACAGUAGCUGAUGUAAGCUUAUAGGGGGAUUAAAAAAGACUGCUCUUUUUGAUAGACUGCCUUAUAUCAUGCUCUUCUUUUUAAAACAGGGAACAUAACUUUUUUUCUGGUCCAGUUUGUACUACUACUACUCCUCCUCUACUACUACUACUACAUCAGUGAUAGCAGCAAAAAAAGAAAAAAAAGAAGCUAUAACACUUGAAGACACGUGUUUCUUCUCUGAUCUCUGAUAAUAACUGAGCACCACAAGUUCCAAGGAGGCUUAUGUAGGUCAAUGUUUAAUUUAUAAAUAAUGAUGUAUUAUUCAGAAGAGAAACAAUUGUUAUCAAUGGGUGGUUUAAAAACCCACUGUAUCAAAGAAAUUGAUGUCUGCUUGUUUUGUGUGCUGUUAUUGGGGAUAAACAUCUUUCAGUAGGUGACAGAAGAUAGAGGAGGAAAUAACUACGAGCGUUGCUUCUUUUGUUAUUGGGGAUAAACAACUUUCAGUAAGUAACAGAAAAUAGGGGAGGAAAUAAUUAUGAGCGUUGCUUCUUUGCUCAUAUUGAUCAGCAGUAUUCUCCAAUUUGGCCUGUAGUUGAGAGAGGUACAGCGUGACCAGAUGUACCUCCAAGGCCACGCCUGUACAUGCUUCUCAUUUAAAUGUGUUUACACUUUAUAAACAAAGUCUUUCAAGCGAAUGAGAAGGCCCAGUGUAUUCAGUCUUCUUAGCAAUCAGUAUGAAUCAAGUCCUACAACAGUGUAUCAGUGCUUGAAUUAGGAAGGAGACAGAAGUAUAGCAAGUCAUUACAGGAAGCAAUUUCAUCAGGAAAGCAAUUUCAUUACAGGAAACAACAUCAUGGCUCGCUGGAGAACAAAUGAGUUGAAAGAGGAAGGAAAAACUGGACAGAAUCAUCCCUUUUAUCACCUUGCUACUUGAGUAGUCUUUGUGACUGUGGUUUGAGAAUAUAAUGCUCCAGCUAAGAGCGGGAAGCCAAAAGUUUACAUGGAGUGUUACAGAGGAAGGCUCAAUAACUGUAGCAUGACUCCCUGCAGUUCUUAUGGACUGAGCAUUUCAGAAGGGUUGCUUGCACAGAAGAGUUUCUGUGUUGUCCUUGUGUUGUGCACAUAUUUGUUUGCUUUCUCUCUUUCCUCCUUGCCUGCAUUUUGCUAUGGAAUAUGUUUUGAUAUGGAAGUAGUUUCCCCAGUAAUACACAAACCCCCAAACUAUUCAUGUAAUUAUUUGGACGUUAGAUUACAAAACGUAACUGCAGAUUUCCUUCAGAAAUUACUCUUUUGAAGUGAAAGGCAUGCUGAGAAAGAUAUGUUGGUUGAGGUGUUGAUGGCUGCUUUGUCUUUGUCUUUCUUCCACAGUUUAACUUCUUACUUGAAAAACUCGGUAUAACUUAAGAUGAAUAGGCGUGAUUUUCUCUCUUUGCUUUUCUUAAAUCCUAAUGGUAGGACAGAUGUGUGUUGCAUUUGAUUCUUUCUAGAGGAACGUAUCACAUAAGAGAAGACCCUGCUGUAGUAGAAGUUGCCAACAUAACUUCUGCUCUGCUGAGGCUUCUAGAGCUGUGCAGCACAGAGGGAGUAAUUCCAGUCAGAGAGGCGUUUCAGAGAGUUGCCAAGGGAGGUGACGAGACAGAUCAAUCACAGGUAAUGUCCCGCAGGGUAAGCCCAGGAAAAACCACCUGCAAAAUGGUUUUCUUGGAGAGAGGAAGCAGAGGUAGGAAGGAAGGAGAGGGGGAAGUAGAUGGUACCGUGCCUGUAUUAUCCCAAAGCUCAGCAGCUUCUGCUUGCGUCUGGGAGUGGUCAGGCACACAUUCCCCUUGGCAUCUGGCAGAUCAUUGUUUGGUUUAAUUAAUUUAAUUUUGUUGAAUUUCUAUCAGUUGUCUGGGUCCAUUUGUAUUCUUUCUCAGGUGCAUGAUUUAUUCAGCAGUUUGAGUGCCGUAUGUAUAAUGUGGAACAGAGGAACCGAAAUGGAUUUGGUUCUGGUCCCUUUAAAAUCAACGGAAGUGUUUCCCUUGGAUUUUUGUGGAGGAAGCACUGUUAAGCCCUUUGUCUAUAUUGAGUUACACGCUGUACGAACAGUAGGUUGAAUUCUCAGUCCGCUGAUUCCAAUACACAAGGAGGAAAGUUGGCGGAUGAGAGUCCUCACCUGCCCUAAGGUCUGUGCUAACCAGUCAUACCCUAAUUAGAAUAUAACAGGCACACACUGAACACUGUAAGAGAAGAAACAUACCAUGGCUUGCUGGCUUGCUUGCUGAGAGAAGGGCCACUCAGUCACAUGUUAGAAAUCUUCAGCUGGAAGGAACAUCACCUGUAGUUUUAAGCCAAAAUUCUUAUUACGUGGAAAAAACAUGAAUGUUUUUUCUGAACAAAAUCUAAUCUAAAUAGAAGGACUUCUGCGUGCAGUUUCUUUAACCUUCCAGGGAACAGUAUUCUGCUUCACUUGGUUCGUUGCCAAAUUUUUCCAAUUAUCAGCAGUUUUAUGCUAAUGGAGAACCAAGAAAUGAAACCCAAUACAACAAGUAGCAGAGUUAGUAAUUUGGUUUCAUUGGCCCAGGUCAUGAUUGCAUCCUUCGGAUGGCAUUUACAAAGAGCCUUGGCAUAGAAGAGAGCUGGUUUCUGCCCCAGCAAAGCAGAAGGAAUAAUUAUCAAAAAUUAGGAAAAUAAAUGCAAUUUCCAACAUCCUUCCCAUUUACUUGUCAGAAAAUGCUAUUGGAAUAAGAUAAUCUUUUAUCUUUUUGGAAAUAAUUUAAUGGAGUCCCUUUAAUUGAGGAUUUUCAUGGCGUAGAGAAUACCCAGUAUUAGAGAGAGAAAAUACUCUCAAAUAUAUAGAACUUUAAUGAAAGGAAUGGGAAUUAUGGAAAUGUCGUGAGUGUGCAACUGAAUCCUAAAUUACACAAAGAACAAGUGAAGGGGACAGUUGUUUUAUUUUUCAUUGAAGUACAAUAUAGGAAACAAAGUUUAAAAAGCCCCCCGCAAAAUAAUCACUUAAAUCCUGAAGGUCAUUAUUGCAUUCAGGCAAAAGAUAGAUGUUGCAUUUUCUAUUUUAUUAGUAAAACCCAGGUUUUCUGUCGAUAACUAAGUUCUUCUAGGAAGAAUGUAGCAAAGUGUUCAGAAAUAUCUAGUUCUUUUAUACAUACAGUAAUUUCCAGUAGUUAAGUAUGUUUUUUCCAAAGCUUUUUUUUAGUUGUGCAAUAAUUGUGACAUUCUAGGGGCUUUAUGGGUUUUUUUGUUGGUUUUUUUUGUUGGGUUUUUUGUUGUGGGGUUUUUUUAGGGAAUUUUGAGUGGUUUUUUAAAGCUAAUUUAAUGCAGAUUUUCUGUUAAUGUCCAAAAGACAAAUUAUUUAUCUUGCAUAAUGUAAUAAGUGAUUUAGGGAUUAUUUUAUUACUAUGUAUCAGUGAGUUAUACACACUUUGUUAUUUAUAUUUAAAGAGCAUCUUUGUAAGUAAUUGUUUGCUAGCAGUAUGUUUUGCUGCAGGAAGUUAAAAAUGCAUAUAGGAAGACCUGUUUUUUGCUGGAUAGUAUGCAAAAUUUCAUAAUGCAGGCAGACAAAAAUAUUUUUUGGUAGCUGAAUGCAGUGAGUUUGCUGUGGAGGACUGUGUAGACUACAAAGAGUGUAGAUGACUUCUUUGGGACCUGCAAAAAUCUGUCCUCCGCUGUUUUCCUCCUUUGUUUCUAACUAUAUAUUUCAGUUGGGAGUGGUUUUAAAAAUACAAGGCUUGAUUUACUUUCCCUCUUCUUAGUACAGUGAUUUUUCUUGAGAUAUAAAAUAAGGUGGCUUAAGUGAUAAAAAAGUGUAUAAUAAUAUAGGCUCAGUUUGUAAGAAGUUCAUUGCAUAGUAUAGUAGGGUUUGGCAAUGGCGUAAUUCAGUGCUAUGCAGAGAUACAAGCAAACUAGCUUGGAAUAAGCUAGCUGAGGCACAAGAAAUAGUGUAGCAGUAAAUGCAUUUUCCUCUGCUCAGACUAAUAACGCUCCUUCUUCAGCUGGGCUCAGCUGAUUCCAACACAGCCAUAGUGCUUCUGAUACCUGAGCUAGCACUGCACAGAGCUGAUGGAGCUGAGCCCUGAUGCUGCCUGCAGCAGCUUUGCCUCUUCAAGAUGCUCCAUCGGAGACCUGGUGGAGCAGGCGUUCCUCCACUUGUCCUUCUAGGUCUGCCCCAAGAGCAGCAUGUGGCUGCCGUGGGGUUUGGACUGCAGUGGCUUUGGGCAGAGAAAGCCCCGAUGCCAGCCUGUGGCCAUGGUGGCCGUUUGAAGUCAGAAUCUGCUCCACUGGAGUUGAAAAGGGAUGCAAUAGAGAACCUGAUUCUUUUGAAAAAAUAUGGCUGAUAUCCUCAAAAUAUAGCUCCUAACAGAGUCUAAAAAGCGAUACUUAAGAGUCUGGUAUGAAGUGCAGCAUGCAUGGAGUGGCAAAUUUUAGCUUGAAGCAGCAAGAAUAUCAUGUUUCUGCAACACCCUAAGAAACUAUGAGAAGGAGAGGGGUGAAAGAGAAAAAAAGGAAUUACCACGUUAAUAAUUUCGCACUCAGUUCCAGAGGUAGCAGUAACAUGUGCCAUGGGCUGCCUGAAUAUUGGUUGUAUGACAGUAAAUCUGUACACAGGUUCAUCUCAGUUACAUAAUCUUUCUGUGAUGCAACCACAAGUAAAACAGUUCCACAUUUCUCUGUCCAGUUUUGUUCCAUUGUUUUUAUGAAGAUGCAUGAAGGUGUACAGGUGUUAGACAAAGAUAUCUGACUUUGCUGAAGCCUUGAGCCUAGACUUUGCGUAGGUCCAGGCUUUCC
This is a messenger RNA of Pygoscelis adeliae (Adelie penguin), 10092 nucleotides long. It is a transcript of the gene TULP4, whose product is annotated as tubby like protein 4. Bases 680 to 4981 code for a protein of 1433 amino acids. Lineage: Eukaryota; Metazoa; Chordata; Aves; Sphenisciformes; Spheniscidae. The record is from RefSeq and is a predicted model, not a curated record. The transcript is spliced from 15 exons. Gene Ontology annotation, molecular function: protein binding.